UUUGUUCCACACAGUUCCACACCACACAAAACAUUCUACGCAUGCGCUUUGUGUCGUCAUAAGGCAGCCUGCCACUUGCCCAGUUGUCAAAGGCGAAUCUUCAUGCAUUUACGAGUGCUACAUUCCUCCCAGUAGUUUAUUCCAAUUAGAUCAAAGAGUCAAGGAAAGGAAGAACAUCACUAUGACUGGAAAAUCGAAGGCAUUCACGAAAGAAGAGGAACUCUUGCUUCAAGAUUUCUCGAGAAAUGUUUCGACGAAAUCUUCAGCGUUGUUUUAUGGCAAUGCUUUAAUCGUUUCAGCAAUUCCCAUCUGGCUCUUCUGGCGGAUACACCUCAUUGAUCUGUACGCCAACUUGAUUUCCUUUGUUCUGAUAACACUGUUGAGUACUUACGCUCUUUCCAAAGCUUACAAGAACACAAAGUUCAUCUUGAAGCACAAGAUUGCGGUAAAGCGGGAAGAUGCAGUCACGCGAGAAAUGAGUCGAAAGUUGGCCGAAGACAAGAAAAUGAGCAAGAAAGAAAAGGACGAGAGAAUUCUAUGGAAGAAGAACGAGGUGGCAGAUUAUGAAGCUACAACUUUCUCUAUCUUCUACAACAAUGCUCUCUUCUUAGCUCUCGUCAUUCUGUCGUCAUUUUAUAUCCUCAAAACUUUGACACCUGCUUUCAAUUACGUAUUCUCUGUAGGAGCGACGAGCGUUUUAUUAGCUCUCUUAUCUACUGGAUCCCAGUGAGAUUUUUCUACAAAUCUGUAGUUGUUCAUCGUAAGACUUACAUUCGUAAAUAAAUUUAUAUUUAUACUACA
Molecule: messenger RNA, 801 nt
Organism: Belonocnema kinseyi
Lineage: Eukaryota; Metazoa; Arthropoda; Insecta; Hymenoptera; Cynipidae
Product: translocon-associated protein subunit gamma
Exons: 4
Coding region: 182-730 (182 amino acids)
Biological process (GO): SRP-dependent cotranslational protein targeting to membrane
Cellular component (GO): endoplasmic reticulum; membrane
Source: RefSeq, a predicted model, not a curated record